Molecule: messenger RNA, 352 nt
Organism: Prorocentrum cordatum
Lineage: Eukaryota; Dinophyceae; Prorocentrales; Prorocentraceae
Source: the annotation of a GenBank genome assembly
AUGGCGGCUGCAAGGCAACCCGAGAGGCUCAGAAAGUUAAAGGAGAAGGAGUUCAUGGAGAUCAGUGAGGCGUACGACACCCUGAGCGACAAGAAGAAGCGCAAGGAGUACGACCUCGGCGGCGGCCAAGGCGGCGGCGGCGGCGGCGGCCCCAGGGGGUCUCGAGGCGGCGGGCCCUUCGGCGGCCGCGGGGGCGGCGGCUUCGGGGGCGGCGGCGGCGGCUCCGACUUCUUCAGCAACUUCUUCGGGGGCGGCGGCGGGCCCGGGGGCCGCGGCGGCGGCGGCCACGGCGGGGCGGGGCCGCGGGGGCCGCCGCGCGGGCAGCCGCGGCAGGGCCAGGACCCGUUCGCAG